Solea senegalensis (Senegalese sole) is the source of this 2875-nucleotide messenger RNA. RefSeq names its product cysteine-rich secretory protein LCCL domain containing 2 (gene crispld2). Gene Ontology annotation, cellular component: extracellular region. The record is from RefSeq and is a predicted model, not a curated record. NCBI's taxonomy places the organism in Eukaryota, Metazoa, Chordata, Actinopteri, Pleuronectiformes, Soleidae. The coding region runs from base 171 to 1748 and encodes 525 amino acids. The transcript is spliced from 15 exons.
UCCACUGUGAUCCACAGGAAGAACAAGACACGUCACCAGCACACGAGACAGGUUGUGUCUCCAGCUUUGAGGAGCAGCACGCGCACACACACGCACACACACACACGCACACACACACACACGCACACACACACACACACUCCACAGUCCGAGCAGACAGCAGACACAGAAUGAGCCUCACUGCCAUGACCUGGCUCCACGUCGUCUCCCUCUUGCUGUUGUGCAUCAGGGACUCGACGUCCCUCUUCCUGCCUGACUCCAAAGAGCUGAGGCAGCUGCUGAGCCGCUACGAGGAGGAAGCAGACAGCAGCAGCAGCAGCAGCAUCAUCAGCAGCAGCAGCAGCAGCAGCAGCAGGUCACCUGGCAACAGGACCCGACGAUCCAUUCGCUGGUCAGACCGCGACGAGAUCCUGCAGCUGCACAACAAGCUGAGAGGGGGCGUCUACCCCACUGCCUCAAACAUGGAGUACAUGGUGUGGGAUGAUGAGCUGGAGCGCUCAGCCACUCACUGGGCAGAGCAGUGUCAGUGGGACCAUGGACCACAGGACCUGCUCAUGUCUAUUGGACAAAACCUGGGGGUUCACUGGGGCAGAUACCGCUCCCCCGCCUAUCACGUGCAGGCCUGGUAUGACGAGGUGAAAGACUACACUUACCCUUACCCCCACGAGUGCAACCCCUGGUGUCCAGAACGCUGCUCUGGACCCAUGUGCACACAUUACACCCAGCUGGUCUGGGCGACCACGAACCGAGUGGGCUGUGCCGUGCACGUGUGUCCAAGGAUGAACGUGUGGGGGGAAAUCUGGGAGAACUCCGUGUACCUCGUGUGCAACUACUCGCCAAAGGGAAACUGGAUCGGAGAGGCCCCGUACCAACACGGCCGGCCUUGUUCUCAGUGCCCUCCCAGCUACGGAGGAGGAUGUCGGAAUAAUCUGUGUUACAAAGCUGCAGAGUCUCAGCGCUCAGAGACCGAGGACAUGAACGAGGUGGAGAAGCCGCAGGUUCCACUCCCGCCCCGCACCACCACUAAACCGCCUCCUAAACCCAAACCCUCGGCUCCAAAGAAACCAGCGUCCAAGCCGUCCACACCAAAGACUCCGAGCAACAACUACUUAGCUCAAACCAUUAAGUGUGAGACCAGACUGCGAGACACGUGCAGAGGAGCGACGUGCAGCAGGUAUCACUGUCCAGCCAACUGUCUGACUAAGAAAGGAAGAGUGUGGGGAAGUCUCUUCUACGAUGUGCAAUCGAGUAUUUGCCGAGCGGCGAUUCAUUUAGGAGUCACUGACAACAGCGGAGGCCUGGUCGACGUCACACGAGUGGACAAGUUACCCUUUUUUGUCAGAAGCACAAAGAAUGGCGUCGAGUCGCUCAGUAAAUACAAACCUGGAAAUGCCUUUGUGAUGACCAGAGUGGAGGAAGUGACGGCUGACUGUUACACCACAGUGGCUGAAAUCUGCGCCUUCAAAAAGCCCAACUCACACUGUCCAAGAAUUGUCUGUCCCACCAACUGUAAGUCUCAGCCGUCUUACUGGUCGCCUGUCGUUGGGAACAACAUCUACACAGAUAGCUCCAGUAUCUGUAAAGCAGCCAUCCACGCAGGGGCGAUCGGCCCAGACGGUGGUUUAGUGGACGUCCUGCCUUUGGACAAGAGAAAGAACUACGUCGGCGUCCUGAAAAAUGGCAUCCAGUCUGAAAGUAAGAGCAACACGGAGGGCGGCUCCUUCCGAGUGUUCGCGGUGAGGGAGUGAGGCGUCCGUGGAACAGAGAGCAGGGCGUGGCCACAGGUUGGAAAUGAAGGCUGUUCGUCUCUGUCUGCUCUUCAGUGGAAACAGAAUGUCCCAACACAUCAAUCAGCACAUUUUCUCUUAGUUAUCAAACAGAUAUGGAUAUUUCUUAGGCUUAAUCUGUGAACACAGAAUAUUGUAUAUGUUAGGAUUGAACAGCUGGUGCUGGACGUGUAGAGUAAAGUACUAUGUUUACAUUCAUUCUUAUUACAAAUAUACGUUGGUUUUCGUACACAGGAAUGUAUACUGAUCACACUGUAUUUAAUCAUCGUGUACAGAAUAUAUGAUAUUUUGUUUGUUUUAAAAAUGGAGUACCAUAUAUUAACCCUUUAAUGCUAAGUUCUGAUUUAUUUUUAAUUUUAUUGCCUUCCUCUUUCUUCCCGCUCUUUAUUUAACCUUUAUUUAAGCAGGUAAAUUCAGAUUUAAAUCUCUUUUCCAAGGGUACAAACAAUACAUUCAAUUCAUUUAGGAGUUCCAAAUGAAAUGGCAAAGAAUGGAUUCUCGUCGUGUAAAGUUUAAGAUGGAGUGAGAUGAUAUUUAAUUCAGAUAUUUUGAGUUCUUUGUCACCUGCACGAUGUUUGCUUUCAUGCUCGUGAACAUUUGGACCAUGAAAGUCAGACAGAGGACAGAGCAGCACACGUGACACACACAUACAUGUGUAUAAAAGCAUCAGGUACUGCAGCAGUUUUAUAAAGAUGUUACACAUUUUAGAUGAUAUAUAUUAUAUUGUAUUUUAGCAUCGUCAUCAUCCCUCACAGAAAUGAAUGCUAUCAAUUUAAAGGCCUUAAUUAUACCAGACACAUUAAACCAUGUGACUCUCGGUUUCCAUGACAAUUUGAAUUGACUUUAUCUCUUUAUUCUACCUCAGUCCUUUUGCUGCGCUACAGUCUUUUCUAUAAGGGAACGGUUUUUAAGGGAAGUGUAAAUAGUCUGAUAUUUUGUUUUCCACUAAGCAGUAAGAUAUUAACUCAAAUGUGUGAAUUUAUUUCAGUUGUCUCGUCGGUUUGUAUUGUUUUUAUACAGGUGCGGGGGUGGGUUCUAUGUAUUUGGCACAAUUUGAAAAUAAAGUAUGUUUUAUAUGUAAAACAGAA